AUGCGAAGAAAACAAUCAUCAUCUUGCUUUGAUCCAUCAUCACACAAAAAAGCCAUGUGUUGCGAUUUCGAACAUUCGAAUGGAAAUCUUAUAAACGAUGAACAGCAACAAACAAGCAAAAGAAAAUUUUACUCUUCCUCCUCAUCGGAAGAAGAAGGAAAAUCUGUGAACAAUGAAGGUCCUACAAAAAGGAAAAAACAAUCCUCGAAUUUAAUCACUGAACACCCUAAUAAUUCUACAUCUCAGCUCAGAUUGGACUACCAACUCGGUGAUGAUAUGAUGUGUCUUGUUCUGUCUUUUCUUGAUCAGAGUUUCCUUGUCCACACAUGCAUGAGAGUCUGCAAGUAUUGGUAUGAACGAGUACUUGUUAUUCCUUUAACUUUAUCAAUCAAUGAUCAAGAUGAUGCUCUUUCAACGAUACAAAGAAUUGUAUCCAAUCAAAAUACGUUCAACUUUGCACAUCUCUCUAUUUCAAACAAGACAAAUAACCCAAUUGAAUUGAUUAGAUUAAUAACUAGAAGUAACAAAUUCAACAAUAUCAGAUCAUUGAGAAUGAGUGACAUUGAACUUGGAAAUGAAGAAAUUUCUGAAAUUGCUUCAGGAUGUUUCAAAUCAUUGACGGAACUGACGUUAGAAGAUUUAAAACGGAAUAUUGACGAAGAGGGUAUCAAUAUCCUUGCAAAUAGUGUUCACAUGAAAGAAUUGCAUGUCCUGAAUCUAUCAACAGAGUUUGGAGAUUAUGCUAUACAAGCACUCUGUAACAAUGAAUAUAUCAAAAAUCUUAAAACUUUGAGUUUAUUCGGUUGUAAUGUGAGCGAGGAUGGAAUUACUAUGCUCACUAAUGGCACCUCAUUGAGCACUUUAACCAGUUUGAACUUGGGAUGUAAUGAAAUUACAACCACUGGAGCUAAAUUAUUAUCUAAAUGCCCAUAUUUAAAAAAUCUUACUGUUUUUGCUGUUGGAGGAAAUGAUAUUAUGGAUGAAGGAGUGUUAGCCAUUUGUGAAAGCGAAUUUUUGAGAAAUAUUACAAAUUUAAGUUUGGAAGACAAUGGAAUUACUGAAAAAGGCGUCGCUAUUUUGACAAAAAACACUUCCAACAUGAAUAAUCUAACCAGUUUAUGGCUUGAUGAUAAUUCAAUCACAGCUAGUGGAGCCAAAUUAAUUGCAACAAGCAAGACCAUGCAAAAUUUGGAAAUUCUUUCUUUACAAAGGUGUGACAUUGGUGAUGAUGGUUUGAUGGCCAUUUGUAAAAGUGAUUUUUUGAAAAAAUUGAUAACGCUACUGUUGGACAGUAACAACAUUUCAACACAAGGUGUUUCAUAUAUAAUCUCGAGCUCAUUUUGUAACACGUUGGAAGAGCUAUCACUGUGUUUUAACAGAAUUGGCCAUGCAGGAGCACGUUUAUUAUCAACAGGAUCCUUUCCAAAUCUAAUGUCGCUAGAUUUGUCGAAUUGUGGAAUUGGCGAUGAUGGCAUUUCCUACAUUGCUAAUAGUCCAACAUUUAAGAAGCUGGAUGUGUUAGAAAUAUCGAACAAUAAUAUAACUUGUGCUGGUGUUGGUGCCAUUUGCAGUAGUUUAUACUUGACGAGAUUGUCCAGUUUACACUUGGCAAGCAAUUCCAUCAGCUAUGAAGAUAUUCGUUUAAUCGGCAACAAAUUGAAGAAUGUGAAAUUUUUAAGCACCUCCGGAUUUUCAACUCCUAAACUACGUUCUAUUUUAUCGGAAUGCCUUCCCGGUUGCUAUUUAUUAAAUAUGAAUGAAUAUGAGCGUGAGGGUGAGGAUGAGGAUGAAGAUUGCAACUCGACUUUGUAA
Molecule: messenger RNA, 1812 nt
Organism: Naegleria fowleri
Lineage: Eukaryota; Heterolobosea; Eutetramitea; Acrasida; Naegleriidae
Exons: 1
Coding region: 1-1812 (603 amino acids)
Molecular function (GO): protein binding
Source: RefSeq, a predicted model, not a curated record